UAGGGAUGGAAGCCAAAGAAACAAAAGAAACAGAGGACCUGCUCAAAGGACAGUCAGUGAUAUGGAAGUACAUGCUCUGUUUUGCCGAUUCAAUGGCCUUAAAAUGCGCCGUCGAACUUCACUUGCCCGAUAUCAUCAACUCCCAUGGCUCUCCCAUUUCUCUCUCUCAAAUUGCUUCCUCCAUUGCCGCUUCUAAUCCCUCUUCCUCCCCGCAAAUCUCCUAUCUCACUCGCAUCAUGAGACUCUUAGUCCGUCGAAAUAUCUUCACCGCUCAUCACCCAUCCAACGGCGGAGAAACCCUCUACGGUCUCACCCACUCCUCCAAAUGGCUCCUCCGGGACUCCCCUCUCAGCCUUGCCCCUAUGGUCUUCUCGGAGCUUCACCAAUGGAUGGUCAAUCCAUGGCUCUGUUUCACCCAAGCCGUUAAAGAAGGCGGCAGCCCCUUCCAAAUUGCCAACGGCCUUGACAUUUGGGACUUCGCUUCCAAAAACCCCCAAUUCAACCAUUUUUUCAACGACGCCAUGGCUUCUACUUCCAAAGUCGUCAUGAACGCCAUCCUCUCUGUUUACAAAGAUGGGUUCAACUCUGUUCAAUCACUCGCUGAUGUCGGUGGUGGAAUCGGCGGCUCCGUCUCGGAGAUCGUCAAAGCCUUCCCCCACGUCAAAGGCAUCAAUUACGAUCUCCCUCACGUGAUCAGCACGGCGCCGCUCUAUCAUGGAGUGACCCACAUCGGAGGGGACAUGUUCGAUUACAUUCCCAAAGCGGACGCCAUUUUUAUGAAGUGGAUACUGCACGAUUGGAACGACAAAGAGUGCGUGAAAAUUCUGGAGAAUUGCAAGAAAGCGAUUCCGGAGAAAACAGGGAAAGUGAUUAUCGUGGAAGUGGUGUUAAACGAAGAUGGGGAAGGGACAUUUGAUGACACCAGAUUCUACUUCGAUCUGCUAAUGUUGGCGCAUACAAAUGGAAAAGAGAGAACAGAGAAGGAGUGGAAGACAAUACUGGAAGAAGCUGGUUUCCCUCGCUACAGAGUCAUUCCUCUUCCUGCUUUAACUUCCAUUAUUGAAGCUUAUCCAUUGUGAAUUUGAGUAUGUUCCAUUUAUCCCAUCAAUAAGUUCAUUUCACAAGCUUUGUAGCUUCAUUCUUGGUGUUUUAGAAUUUGGGUCCUCUUUUAAAUAUUUAUAUGAUUUGAUCAGUGUAUUUCCCAUUUGCCCAUCAAUAAGUUCCCCUCGUAAACUUUGGAGUUGUAAAUGGAUGAUAAAUUAAAUGUUUAA
Messenger RNA from Benincasa hispida (wax gourd), 1271 nucleotides. RefSeq names its product xanthohumol 4-O-methyltransferase-like. NCBI's taxonomy places the organism in Eukaryota, Viridiplantae, Streptophyta, Magnoliopsida, Cucurbitales, Cucurbitaceae. The record is from RefSeq and is a predicted model, not a curated record. Gene Ontology annotation, molecular function: O-methyltransferase activity; protein dimerization activity.